Messenger RNA from Amaranthus tricolor (Joseph's coat), 1177 nucleotides. RefSeq names its product probable ribonuclease P/MRP protein subunit POP5. The record is from RefSeq and is a predicted model, not a curated record. The transcript has 5 exons. Gene Ontology annotation, biological process: tRNA 5'-leader removal. The coding region runs from base 148 to 612 and encodes 154 amino acids. Lineage: Eukaryota; Viridiplantae; Streptophyta; Magnoliopsida; Caryophyllales; Amaranthaceae. Gene Ontology annotation, cellular component: ribonuclease P complex.
CGCAUUCUUAACUGAAGACUUCUUCUCUUCUGAUAUUCGCCCUAACCCAUUUCUUCCUUUUCCCCUUUCUUCACGUUCGACAGAGCUCACCGGCGACGUCUUCUUCACGUCCGACAAGAGGCGACAGAAUAGCACAGGUCAGACAUCAUGGUGGGAUUCAAAAAUAGGUACAUGGUGUUGGAAAUUUUUUUAGAUCCAAACAAGGAUCUCGUGGUAGAUGAUCCUAUUAUUGUUACCCAAUUCAAUGUGUCGAAAGCAAUUAAAGACAGCAUUCUUGUCAACUUUGGGGAGUGCGGUUUGGCUUCUUCACUUGGGUCCUUCCAGGUUAAGUAUGUGAAUCCAAUCACAAAGUUGUGUAUUAUCCGGACAUCAAGAGAGGACUACCAGAAAGUCUGGUGUGCAAUUACUAUGGUUUCAAGCAUUGGGAAUUGCCCCGCUUUAUGCAAUUUGCUUGAUUUGAGUGGGAGUAUCAAAGCGUGUAAAAAGGCUGCCCUUAGUUGUGAAGAAGGAAAAUUUGAGCAGUAUAAGCUUGUAAAGGGUGGUCAAGUUGCAGACGAGUUGAAUCAGCAAAUGCAAAAUUGUUUGGAGAAGAUUAAAGUACUGGAGCAUUAGGAGCAUUUCUAUUUGCUGUAUAGCUUAAUCAUGUCAAGAAAGCAAUAUCCUUUGCUUUUAUAGAACACAAGAAAUUGAUGUAUCAGCUAGAGAGGUCUAUUUGAUUUUAAGAGAUCAAAAGAGAUUUGCUUGUGAUGGAUAGUACAGAGGAAUGAAGAUGCAAUUACACCGCUAUUGAAUCACUGCAAAUUCAGAUACUUGAAACUUUUGUGUAUCACUGUGUUUAGUUCUUGUCAGCUGUUUAACUUAUGUUGGUAUCAUUAUAAAUAAUAGGUUGAAAAAAAAUAACUUAUUUUCUCUAUUGCUUUCUUAGGGCAAUGGUUUAUGAAUUAAUAGGAAUUGAAGUUAACAAGGUCGAUUUAAAAAGUAUGGAAAGAUUUUUUAAAGAUCAACACAUGAGUGAUUUAUGGAUGGAACUGUCCUUGGUCAUGUGAUGAGCAGUUGAGCACAAUCAUUUUUUUUUUUUUUUGAGUGGACGAGCCAAGCAUUAUUGUUAACAAACUUGUAAUAUACUUCUAGUUAGAUGCUUGAGCCAUGCAUGAUUUAUUUAUUUGAAUUACAAAUA